Molecule: messenger RNA, 584 nt
Organism: Physeter macrocephalus (sperm whale)
Lineage: Eukaryota; Metazoa; Chordata; Mammalia; Artiodactyla; Physeteridae
Gene: UPK2
Product: uroplakin 2
Exons: 6
Biological process (GO): epithelial cell differentiation
Cellular component (GO): apical plasma membrane
Source: RefSeq, a predicted model, not a curated record
CCUCGACCCCCACUUCAUUUCACUUCUGGGCUGCUGCCACACCCCCCACCUUGAUGGAGACACCUUCCUGGGCCCUGGAAAAGGAGCGGAUCUGGGCAUCCUGGCUUCCCCACUCACUCCAGCUGCCUGGCUUCCUGAUAGAUGUUUUAUGUUACGAAAGCCCUGGAACUGAGCAGGCCACGACAAGAUUUCCAACAACAGAUGGUGCCAUCAGAGAAGUUGUGUCUCUUCUUCAUUUUCUCCUGCCAGCCGACUUCAACAUCUCAAGCCUCUCUGGUCUGCUGUCCCCAGCGCUGACGGAAAGCCUGCUAGUUGCCCUGCCCCCCUGUCACCUCACAGGGGGCAAUGCCACACUGAUGGUCCGGAGAGCCAAUGACAGCAAAGUGGUGAAAUCUAGCUUCGUGGUGCCUCCAUGCCGCGGACGCAGGGAGCUGGUAAGCGUGGUGGACAGCGGGUCUGGCUUCACGGUCACCCGGCUCAGUGCGUACCAGAUGACAAACCUAGUACCAGGAACCAAAUACUACAUUUCCUACCUAGUGACGAAGGGGGCAUCCACUGAGUCCAGUAGAGAGGUCCCAAUGUCC